UUUUCACAGUAAGGUAUGUGCUAACUUUAAGCUGGUGCUGAAAGACUUGGCGGAUUGCUUUUUAAAGAGUUUUGAUUCUUGUGUUGCUUAGUAUUCAAAUUAUUGUAGAAAUAAUAAUUGGAAUUUAUGAUUGAAUUGAUUGUUUAUUGAUAAUUGUCUCAGUGUUGUGAAUAGACCAAUUGAAAAACGAGUGAUUUAUCGCAAGAAGAAAAAGUGUUUUUCUAUUUUUGGAUUAUCGAUUUUUAUUUGGAAAGCUAAUAGGCUAUAAAAUAUGGCAGGCGGUGGCGACCCGAAAUGGCAGAAAGAUGCUUCAGACCAGAACUUUGAUUACAUGUUUAAACUUUUGAUCAUUGGAAAUUCGAGUGUUGGCAAAACAAGCUUUUUAUUCCGUUAUGCUGAUGAUUCAUUCACAUCGGCAUUCGUAUCAACCGUUGGCAUUGACUUCAAAGUGAAAACUGUUUUUCGACAUGACAAACGAGUAAAAUUGCAGAUAUGGGAUACAGCUGGACAAGAACGAUAUAGAACAAUAACAACCGCAUAUUAUCGAGGCGCAAUGGGUUUCAUACUAAUGUACGACAUCACAAACGAAGAAAGUUUCAAUUCCGUACAAGACUGGGUAACACAAAUAAAAACAUAUUCAUGGGAUAAUGCACAAGUGAUUUUGGUUGGUAACAAAUGCGACAUGGAAGAUGAAAGAGUUAUAUCGUUUGAACGGGGCAAACAAUUAGCCGAUCAGUUAGGUGUAGAAUUUUUCGAAACAUCAGCGAAGGAAAAUGUUAAUGUUAAAUCUGUAUUCGAACGACUGGUCGAUAUCAUUUGCGACAAAAUGUCAGAAAGCCUAGACUCAGAUCCAACCCUGGUGGCUGGCGGACCGAAGGGACAACGAUUAUCUGAUCCGCCGCAAGCUGGUCCGAAUGCUAAUUGUAAUUGUUAAAAUAUCAGGUAAAAAUAAAUUAUUAAAAACUAAAAACUAACAAAAUGGAAGAAAAGUUAAAGUAAAAAACAAUUAAUUAAACAAAAAAAAAAUAUUUCAUUGUUGUAUUUCAUCAGAGUUAAAAAUUCAGAAGAGAAGAAGAAAAAAAUAAAUUAUUAAUUUCAAACUCAUGAAACAAUUGAUCGGUUAUUGUCGUUUAAACAAAAAAUUAUAAAAUAAUGAAAAUUAGGUGAAAAUGAAAAUGGAAAUAACGCAGAGUACUAUAUAUUAUAGUAGACAAUAAUGGCUUUCACUGAAUGAAUAAACCAUUAUUUGACAAAGACACAACAAAAACGUAUUUUUCGAUCAUUUUUGUUCAAUAAUUUUCCCUUUCUGUUCAAUUAAAUUCCUUCACUAACUCUCCUCAUCCCCCUAACUUCUAAUGUACUCAAUACAUUUAUAUCUAAAGAUUAACAUUCAACAAAUUCAUACUUAAUAACAUCCGCAGCAUUGUAAAUAAUAAAAAAUAACUCAUCUCUGAACCAAUAACAUAACCGUUCCUUUUCGUUGAAAAUAAUGGGCCAUGCGCCGCUGAUUUUAUUUCGAUGAAUUUGGUGUAAGAUAAAAAUUCAACGAAAUGCCUGCUUGAGCUGCGCCUGUUUAUUGGAAAAAGUUAUAGAAACAGAUGCCUAUUCGAAAAUAACAAUUUCGCAUUAAUUUCAAAUUUGAUAAGCUUCCUUAUAUAUACUGUACUGAUACAAUUGGUAUCGGUUCGGUACUGAAUAUUUUGAACAGGUCUACUCAUAGUACUCAUACAAAGAAUAGGCCACCCAUUAUAAAUCGCUAUAUAACUGACUGCUCAACUACAUGAAUAAAUCAAUGCAUUUUAUGAAUUAUGCAAAACUCACCGGCAAUGCAAGCUAAAAAUAAAUAAUUUCCAUUUAAAUUCAUUUAUUUCCAACAUCUAAUAGUUUUCCGCUGAAACGCUGCCAAAAAAAACAAUUUAUUUAACAUGUCGAAACUUUCGACUCGAAAGCCGUCAAAGCAAAAUUUUAUAUUGAAAUAUCAUUUACAAUAUCCGAAUGAAAUUAAUAUCCGGACCAGAUUUUACUUUGAAGAUGAAUAUAUGGAUUCCAAACCCUUUGUGAAUUUUAAUUUAAUGAAAAUACGUUAAUGUAAUUUGGUGAUAAAAUCACAUCAUAUCUGCUUUCCAUUGAAAAUGAUGCAUCAAUGAAAAUAAAAUUUAAAAAAAAAAUUAAUAGCGAGCUUCUUAGCGUUUAAAAAACAAACAUUUACUUAUUCGAACACAAAGUAUAUUACGACCGUAUACUUCACUAUACCGCGGUUUUUUUCUGUUAUAUUAAUACCCUCGGACAAAUUAUGGAAUAUUUUAUUUGAAUGGAUGUAAAGUCAUUGUGCCAUAUAAUGGAUGCAAUGAUUAUAAAAUUAAACGUGAAACGGGUAUUUUCGAUCACUUUUUAUUAACACAGAGCAUAAACUCUAAAAUAGGGCAUUUAUUUGCCUGUUAAUAAUAUCUAUUGGUCAUUGAUUGGAUUUUUAUUCUUUGACACAAUCGGGAAAUUUUAUCUACUUUCAGUGAGCAAUUUUAGACUAUUCGGCAAAAAUGUUGAUGUUUUAACAUACGGUAGUCCUAUCUAAGAUUGGAAAGGUGUGAAAGUAUCUAUGCUGUGCAAAAUAUUUUACUUGCAGCACUUUGCGAAAAUGAAAUUUUCGCAAGGGGCACACCGUUGACACUUGCGAAAAUUUUCACUUUCGCAUGGCUUCGCAAGUAAAAUUCCUUACGUAAUUGCUCCCUUUCGGCUCUGGCUACUAACUCCAUCUCGGCAAAAUAAAAAUCUUUAAACAAGGACGUAAUGUACUAUUUGACAAAGCAGGUUAGAAAAUAGUCAUUUUCUCCCAUCUGCUGAAACUUAGGAAGACUUUGUUAUGAAAAACAUGUUUACCUCGAGAAAAAACUUAAAAAUUUCAUUUUCUCUUGUCGAUCUGGUCUCAAACCACACUCUCUAAAUGUAAUUUCAAACUUUGUUUUCCCUUGUUGAACAAAUAACUAUUUAAUCAAGGAAACCUAAUUUUACAGAAUACUAAAGAUUCGAAUUUUCACUCAAUUUUUUUAAUUUGUCCGAGACUGAAUUCUUGAUAAGGGUGAUGCCGUUGCGAAAUAUCUUUAACCUUUUAGAAAAAGGCUAAUCAUCUGGUAUCACCAGCACUGACUAGAAUAAGCAAUGAUCUACCGAUUAUUUGCUCUUGUAUAGCAAAAUGAUUAGUUAAACAAAUGACAGAUUAAGUGACAGACUUUUACUGCAAUACGCCUCUUCUAAAAGGUUAAACCUAACUUGUCCACCAUCACACUGGAAUGCAAGAUGAUUAGUUUUGAUAUUCAUUUUGCCAAAAUAUAGAAUGGGUUGAAAUGAAUAGGUUGAAAAAUUAAACUGAUAAUCUGGUAUCUGUUUUUAAUUAGUUAUUUACAAAUAUUUUAAGACAAAAGCAGGCUUUAAAAGCACCUCACAACAUAUGUACUAAAUAUUUUACUGUUAGUUAAUAGAAAAAACAUAUUCCUACAAAACUAUAGAUGUAAAUAGAACUGCGAAAGAUUUUUGGUUUGCUAAAACACAUAAAAUUAUCUUUUAAACAAGAAUGAGGUGCGAUUAGGAACUUAAUAUAGUUGCACUUGUUAUGAACGGACAAUGUUCUUUCUUUCCACUUAUAGCGAAACUAAUAGAAUAAUGUUUUCCCUCUAGCGUAACGAUUGACGGAUCGUUACAAAGCUACCGUUUUACCGAAAAUUACACGUAUGGUAUAGAUAGAUUAUUCUUUGUCGUCCAUUAGUUGCAUUGUCCUUCCUGAAAAACCAUUUUUUGUGCACAAAACUAGUCAUUGUGUUUAUAGCACUAAACACAAAUUUUAUGGAAUGAAGAAAUGAAAACCAAGCUCUCGGAUUUGUUAACGUCUUGUGACACUCUACAGUAGUUUCAAAAUUUAAAAAAUGCAAAAUAGGCAAGACUCUUUUCGAAGACUUAAA
This is a messenger RNA of Bradysia coprophila, 3953 nucleotides long. Its product is annotated as ras-related protein Rab-3. The record is from RefSeq and is a predicted model, not a curated record. Gene Ontology annotation, molecular function: GTPase activity; GTP binding. NCBI's taxonomy places the organism in Eukaryota, Metazoa, Arthropoda, Insecta, Diptera, Sciaridae.